AUGAAUAGAGGAGAAACUUUAGCUUCCAUGCCAAAUGAUCUCAUUCCAGAGAUACUAUCGAGAUUGCCCGCAAAAUCAAUCGGGAGGUUUCGUUGCGUGUCGAAGCAGUGGGGAUCCAUACUUAGCCGCCAAGACUUCACCGAGUUAUUCUUCACAAGGUCCUCGGCUCGUCCACGCCUCCUACUCGUCCUCCAACGAUCCAAUGGUGAGCUGCUCUUUUUCUCGGCGCUUCAGCCUCAGAAUCCAUACGAGAAGUCUCUUGUAGUCACUGCUGAUUAUCAUAUGAAGCUCCCUGGACAGAUGUGUGGCUACAACAUAUGUAGCCUUGCCUCUGGUUUGAUCUAUGUCCCUGAUUUUAUUACCUCAGAGGAUGUGAACAAGAAGUCAAAGAGAUCAGGUGGUGUGGGUGUGAUAUGUAACCCUAUAAUGGGACAGUGUGUCCGCUUACCUGUCCAAGGAAACUUGAGAAAGUCGACAAGUUUUUUAGGGUUUGAUCCGAUUGACAAGCAAUUCAAAGUAGUGGGUGAGGUUUCUCCAUCUUUCCAUGGCAAUCAUAGAAUUCUGACAUUAGGAACUGGAAAACUGAGUUGGAGGAAUAAUAACCAUUGUCCCCCAUACUAUUGUUUUUCGUGUCAAGGGAUAAACAUCAGUGGUGUUUUCUACUACUUGGCUGGCAAUAGCACUAACUUUUCUGAUUUGCUAGUUUGCUUUGAUGUCAAGUCUGAGAAAUUCAAGGUAAUUGAGGCGGAGUGCUUUAGAGAUUAUCCUGCUACUAGAUUGAUCAACUUCAAAGGUAAAUUAGGUGGGAUUAAUUUCACGUAUGAUGCUGACAACGCCGUUGUGUUGAGUAUAUCGUUUCUAGAGGAUGUCGAGAAGAAGGAAUGGUCGAAAUAUGUCUACACUUUUCCUAUGCAUGAAGUCCGUGUCCGCAAUGUUUCUGUCGUUGGGAUGACUGCUAGAGGUGAAAUUGUUUUGGUGGAGAAGUUUACAUCCAAACCGUUUUGUGUUUUCUUCUUCAAUCCGGAAAAGAACACUUUCCAAACUGUUGAAAUCCAAGGUGUUGGAGUUAACGGCGAAGCUUUUGAGACUGAUUACAGAGUUUUCACCUUUGUAGACCAUGUAGAGGAUAUUGGUGUUAAAAUUCAAGUCCAACAUCACAGUGAAAAAGAUGAAGACGAAUACGGAGACCAAGAUGAAUACGGAUAUCCAUUGUAUCCACACGGAGAUGGUAAUGGAUACGGAUAUGAAAAUGGAUACGGAAAUGGAAAUGGAUAUCUAUUGUAUCCAUAUGGAUACGGAUACGGGUAUCCAUACGAGUACUACGGGUAUCCAUACGAGUACUGGUAUCCUUACGGGUACUGGUAUCGAUAUGGAUAUCAAUGAUAUCAUAUCAUCUAUAAGGAUACGGAUAUGGAGAUUAUAUGAUCAAGAAUAAGAGAUUUAGAGAGGCGUG
Molecule: messenger RNA, 1453 nt
Organism: Capsella rubella
Lineage: Eukaryota; Viridiplantae; Streptophyta; Magnoliopsida; Brassicales; Brassicaceae
Product: putative F-box protein At1g30925
Exons: 1
Coding region: 1-1383 (460 amino acids)
Molecular function (GO): protein binding
Source: RefSeq, a predicted model, not a curated record